Schizosaccharomyces osmophilus is the source of this 192-nucleotide messenger RNA. RefSeq lists its product as uncharacterized. The coding region runs from base 1 to 192 and encodes 63 amino acids. The record is from RefSeq and is a predicted model, not a curated record. NCBI's taxonomy places the organism in Eukaryota, Fungi, Ascomycota, Schizosaccharomycetes, Schizosaccharomycetales, Schizosaccharomycetaceae. The transcript has 2 exons.
AUGACCGAAAAGUCCCAUGAUUUCACCGAAUCCAAGAAGGAAAUGGAGUUUUACAACUCCGACGAAAUAAAAGAAAAGAAAAACAAAUCAGAAACAAAUUUAUGCUCAGAUAUGAAAAGUUCAAAAUUGGAUGUGCGAUGCAAUGACUUUUCGGUUACUUCAUUUGAGUUUCACUUCUACACUCGUUACUAA